Molecule: messenger RNA, 1647 nt
Organism: Pygocentrus nattereri (red-bellied piranha)
Lineage: Eukaryota; Metazoa; Chordata; Actinopteri; Characiformes; Serrasalmidae
Gene: smpx
Product: small muscle protein X-linked
Exons: 6
Coding region: 358-612 (84 amino acids)
Cellular component (GO): costamere; M band; muscle tendon junction
Source: RefSeq, a predicted model, not a curated record
AUCUUAUUAAGGAGCAAGCAUUACUGAGCUUGUCUGAGGCAGGGAAGAAGGAGAGGACCUGAAAAAGGCCAGACAGGGCGUGGUGUUUUGCGUUACUACAGCGAGGAACGUAGCGUGGACCUUGCAUUAACAUCACAACAGAGAGAGAGAGCGAGAGAGAGAGAGAGACAGAGAGAAGGACAGAGUCCAUCGAAGACACCACUGGACCACGCGGGACCAGACUGGCCCAUUAAGGAGAGAGGGAGAGAGCGGGACGCAGAGGAAGUGGCACGUCCGCACCUGGCCUGGCCUAAACACGGAGGAAAACAGCGUUGGACAGUUCCAGCAGUAGCGACAUCUUGGACGUCAUUCUGCACAAUGUCUAAACAGCCAUCAUCAAACGUCAAAGCCCUGCAGGCCAACCUCAAUAUUCCGAUGGGAGCUUUGCGUCCGGGGGCGGGGCAUCCUGUGAAGAGGAGAGAGGAGACAGUGGACGCAGAGGAGCCACCAGCGCCGACGACCCCAGAGGAGAAGAAGCACCUGCCCGGCGCUGUGAAACUGCCCGGCCCCGCCGUCAACCUCUCUGAGAUCCAGAACGUGAAGAGUGAGCUCAGAUGGGUCACCAAAGAUUAGACACACACAGGGAGGAUCCAGCUCUACCUGUUCAGUUUCCAGUUCUUUACAAUCUACAUCAACUAAGAUUUAGUUCUGCAAGUUCUGCAAACCUGGACUCCAGAAACUUCACCUCCAAAAUCUCCAACUGCUGCAACCGAUAGGCCCACCAGACAAUGCAAGCAGUGUAAUCCUGCAAAAAACUGUCCAACUGGCUCCAGCAUUACAGUGAAAAUCCACAAAACACACACGGCGGACUUUAACCAAACGACAGAUUACGACUGUACACGGACUGAUGGCGAGUGAGCAGUUGGGCCUUAGACCAGGCUUUGAUCUCUGUCUGAUGUAGGUCAUCCUCAAGACGCCUAAUGAAACCUGUAAUCUGUUCUCCAUUACGUUUCCUCUCAGAGUCUGAUUUUCACAGCAGAAAUCUCAUUGCUGUCGUGUGUGGAGUCACAUAUUUGAAUUUCUUUCAUAGAUGCCGAAUCACAGCUGUUUAUGCAAGCGUGCUGAAUUCCACAGUUCAACAUGAUGAUGGGUCUGUGCAGAUGAUCUAGUCUCACCAUUUUCUUCCUGAACAAAUGUGAGGCAGUGUGUUUUUUUUUUUUCCUUCUCCGCUUCAUGGCUUUUUCCUUAAAUCACUCCAUUUUGUCGCCUUUCUCUGCCUUUGUUCUGCAUGCUGCAUUGAGAGAGUGUGGGCUGACACGUAAUAAAAUCAUUUCUCAUGCUCAGUGUAGGAGGGUGAAGCGAUCGCUUGCUGUCUUUGAGCAAACAGGACGGAUUUCAAACACUUUGCUACCGUUUUAUUAGCUCUUAAAUAUGACAUUUGCAAAGAAUUGGUGAAUGAUUUAAAAUCCCUCUUCUAGCACAGCGAAGGCAGAGAUGAGUCGCAGCAGCAUAGCGUGUGAAAGUGUCCUUAUAUGACAUUAUUGCGUUCUUCCUUAGACCAGAGUUUGAGUUGGUUUAGAUUGAGGGUUAAAGCUAGGCCUACGAGACACCAUGUAUGAAAGAUCAUACAGACCUUGGUCAUUAAUAAAAUAUUACGCUACAAAUUGA